This is a messenger RNA of Sphaeramia orbicularis (orbiculate cardinalfish), 3497 nucleotides long. Its product is annotated as zinc finger protein 239-like. The coding region runs from base 416 to 1186 and encodes 256 amino acids. The transcript is spliced from 2 exons. Gene Ontology annotation, molecular function: DNA-binding transcription repressor activity, RNA polymerase II-specific; RNA polymerase II cis-regulatory region sequence-specific DNA binding. Gene Ontology annotation, biological process: regulation of transcription by RNA polymerase II. NCBI's taxonomy places the organism in Eukaryota, Metazoa, Chordata, Actinopteri, Kurtiformes, Apogonidae. The record is from RefSeq and is a predicted model, not a curated record. Gene Ontology annotation, cellular component: nucleoplasm.
UACGUGUCCCUAACCCUAGAGUCCGUUAGAGCAGAGGAAUGUAAUGGGGUCUAGUGUGACAGGUUGUGUGUAAAUAAAGUUUCUCCGUGACCCUCUAUGGAUGUAACGAGGUCUGCGUAGGAGCCCGUAUUGUUUUAUGGUGGAUAUACAUGAUGGAAUGGAGCGAGUGUUGAGUUUGAGCAGUUGUGAGACGGAGUAGUUGAACAUUGAACGCACCAUUAGUCCGGAGAUAGCCACAGCCAGCAGUCCCACAGGCAGGUGGAGGAGAGUCACAGCAGAGUCAAGUGUUCCACAGUCCGACUGGAUAGGACAGCACAGGAGAAAACUGUCCAAGGAGGGUGAAAAGAAGCCAAAGGUGGAUUUUAAGUGAAACCUAUAAGUUGUAUCUGGCGAAGAUCACCUGAUUCCAGCAAACAUGAAUGGAAAACCCACCUGUGACGAGUGUGGGAAGACUUUCAUGCACAUGAUUAGCCUAAAGAGACACCUGCGUGUCCACAGAGGAGAAAAGCCAUUUGAGUGUGACCAGUGUGGGAAGACGUUCGCCCAAAAAAUUCACCUUAAGAUACACCUACGCAUCCAUAGUGGAGAAAGACCAUAUAAUUGUGACCAGUGCGGGAAGACUUUCACCCAGAUUAAUAACCUUAAGUCACACCUACGUAUCCACAGCGGAGAAAGACCAUAUCCCUGUGACCAGUGUGAUAAGACUUUCAACCGCAUGAAUAACCUCAAGACACACCUACGCGUCCACAGCAGAGAAAAACCAUUUGACUGUGAACAGUGUGGGAAGACUUUUACCCGAAUGAGUAGCCUUCAGGCACACCUACGCAUUCACAAUGGAGAAAAACCAUAUCACUGUGACCAGUGUGGUAAGACUUUCACCCUCAAGAGUAGCCUUAAGAUACACCUAUACAUCCACAACAGAGAAAGACCAUAUGGCUGUUACCAGUGCGGGAAGACUUUCACCAGAAAGACGGGGCUUAAAACCCACCAACACAUCCACAGAGGAAAAAAACCAUAUGGCUGUGACCAGUGUGGGAAGGCUUUCACCAACAUGAUGAACCUUAAGAGACACCUACGCUUCCACAGAGGAGAAAGACCAUAUGGCUGUUACCAGUGUGGGAAGACUUUCGUCAGAAUGAGAGAACUUAAAACCCACCGACACAUCCACGAAGGAGAAAGAUCAUAAGGCACAGACUAAUGUGAUGAGGCUUACAUCACAAUACAUUACCUCAAAAGACAUAGAGCCAUCCACUCUUGAGAAAGACCAUAUGACUAUGACCAGUGUGGGAAGACUUUCAGAGCCUUGUCUGCAUUAUUUUCUCACCAUCAUGUUCACCACAGGAAGUUGAUAUACCCAUGUGAUAAGUACACAGCAAUACUCUGGUCAUCCAACUCUUUCAACUGUCACCAACAGACCCGCACUGGAGAGAAAUUUUGUCACAGAUCUUUCAUCACAGGUUCACAAUGUACCAAACAUUCACAAAGUACAAAAACUGAACAACUGUACGUAAAGUAAGGCUGUAGUAACAAGUAGAGAGUCAGUGUCAUAACACACCAAAACAGAUUAAGUGUUUCAGAUGUGAAAAAAAGAUCCUUGUCAUCCUCUGCUCUCUUCUAUCAUCAGCACAGAUGUGAAUCAUCAACAUCUGGACCAAAAAGUACCUCAGCAUCAGAUGAGAAGAAGACACACUGUCUGAACCAACACCACCGACUUCUUUUGACAACAACAUCAAACUUAAAAACCGCCAGAUCUGGCUCCAUAGAGUCCAGAUGUGAAGACAAACACCAGACUGAAAGCUGUGUUUUGUUGUCCUCGAAGUAAAGAAGUGUGCUCUAAUGCACCACCUUCACAAAACAGUGAUGUUACAGAACCUCAACCUGACACAAUAUGUAAAGUUAAACUAGUGGAGGUCAACAAGGACGUGGUUUCAAUGGGGAUACUACUUCUGAUUGACUUUGUGGAUGUUUAAUCAGUCAUUUCUUGUGAUUCUGUUGCUGGUUGGGGUUCACACCUGUUCAUUGUUCACAAAUAAAACCAGCUACUCCUGGAACUAUUAAAUGCAAUUGUUCUAUGCAGUUUAAGUUCAUCCCCCAAAAAUCUUCUACUCAUUUUUUUUCUCCACCAACUGUGCAUGUGUGAAUUAACUGUCACACAGCCUGAAGAACACCAUUUGUUGAAGGUGUCAGAGUCCUGAAUUCAUGUGGUUUUACAUCAGUCAUAAACAACAUGAUGAACAUAAUAUGGAUGAGACAGAAUGACUGAUGAGCUGGUAGUGGUUUAGUCUCAAACUGAGGCCAACAACAUGAAGGAGAUCACAUUCCAGUUGAGGAGGAAGUUCACUAUCACCAGAGGAGACAUGACAGACUGAGUGUCAGACAACGUCAUGAGUCAGUGCUUCAUGUAGUGGUCCAGUCUGGUACUGGUCCAGUCCAGUGUUUUCCUUCACAUCAAACUGGUUUCAACAUUUUUACCCUGGUCUGACCCAGACCUGCAGAAUUUUCUUGAUUUGAUUGAAAAUGUGUUGAACUGCAGAUGAAUGUGUAGUAAAAAAGAAUACUUGAUGUAUCAGAAAGUUCAGGACAUCAAUGGAACUGAUACAAACAUUUUGUCAUGUUUUGUUCUAUAUUCUACUUUAUCGCCUUGUUUUAUUCUAGUUCUAAAGUGGACCUCAAACAUGAGACAAAAGUAUUUUCCAUAAUCCCCCUUUAAGGGAAUCUGCAGAUUAUUUGUUCAGUUACCUCUUAAUGUAACUUUUUCCAGUUAUCAGUUCAGGUUAUGUUAUUGUCACAUCUGUAUCAGUGGAAUAUGACUCUGUCUUGAUUUGAUGUGUUGUCAUAUGCAUCACUGGGUGUUUCUUAAGUGUUAUUAAAACAGACUCACUUACGUUUAGAUUUUCUUGCUUUGUUUGACAGUUUUCCAGCAGGUUAUGGUGAUGAAGGAGUGUGAAAUGUGUGUGGCACAGAUUCAGAUGUUGAGUUGAAUGUUGAAAUAUGUCCUACACACAGCACUGGGAGUAUGACUCUGUUUAUGUGAAGGUUAGAGUUCUUCCCAUCCUUCUGCUGUUGGAUCAGACUGUCAACAACAUGGCUUCCAUAUAUAUACUUUGACUGAACUCAUAUACAACUACUAACAAUUACAAACUAUCACACAUUCUCCCACAUGGUGAAAAAACAGCUACUCUCAAACCAAACCUGUAGCCAUAAUGUAAUGUAAUUAUGCUUGGAGUGUGUCUGACGGGCUUCAGUGGAACCAAUAAGAGUGAAUGUUUGGAUGUGAAUGAAUAUUUUAUAUAGAUGGAGUUACAGAAAUACAUUUUUUACUGAUUUUAUAUGUCUUAGUUUUUAUUAACAUCUGUUUAUUUUUUUAAGGAUAACAUCAGCCUGCCCAGGGACUGCAGAUGGAAAUUAACACUAGUGCUACAAUCUGGCACACUACGUCUCUCCUUUUUAAGGUUAAUGUAUAUUGUGCAUUGUCCCUGUCUAAAUGAAUAAAUAAA